Molecule: messenger RNA, 1580 nt
Organism: Sycon ciliatum
Lineage: Eukaryota; Metazoa; Porifera; Calcarea; Leucosolenida; Sycettidae
Product: ras-related protein Rab-7L1-like
Exons: 5
Coding region: 260-895 (211 amino acids)
Biological process (GO): phagosome-lysosome fusion; endosome to lysosome transport
Cellular component (GO): trans-Golgi network; Golgi apparatus; late endosome
Molecular function (GO): GTPase activity; GTP binding
Source: RefSeq, a predicted model, not a curated record
GCAUAUCAACAGCAACACAAUUAGGCUUUCUAGCAUGACGGUGCAUGUAUGUGUGUUUUCCGACUCGUGACGAGGCUGUUGUAAAGCGCUACUGUAGUUUUGUAAGUAGCUUUGGGAGAUCUUUUCGUUGAUUCAUUGUGUCGACAGUGCAGCUACAUUCCCGUUAGCAAACAGCAACUUUUUUGGUACAAUGGUUUUCCAGUAUUGUUGAUGCUGGGCACAAAUCAACCCUGCAAUAUUCUUGAAAUCUGGAGGAAGCAUGACCGAGCGAGUGUUCAAAAUUCUUGUCAUUGGUGACUCGACGGUGGGAAAGACCUCAUUUGUGCAGCGCUAUGUAAACAACUCAUUCACGAAGGAUUACAAGUGCACUAUUGGUGUUGACUUCUCUCUGAAGGUGAUCCAGCGGUCAGAGAAUGAGACCAUUCGUUUGCAACUUUGGGACAUAGCUGGCCAGGAGCGGUUCACGUCCAUGACUCGUGUGUACUACCGGGAGGCUGUUGGCUGUGUUAUUCUCUUCGAUAUUACCGCACCCAAGACAUUCUACAAGGUGGUUGACUGGAAGAAUGAUUUAGAUUCCAAAGUCACUCUAGCCAGUGGCAAGAACCUACCAUGUCUACUUCUAGCUAAUAAGUGUGAUCUGCCAAUACGACCCAUUAGUGUGGACGAGAUUGAACGCGUCAGCAAGGAACGGGGCUUCCUGCGCUGGUCUGAGAUCUCGGUGAAGGAUGAUGUCGGUGUCACGGAGUCGAUGAACUAUCUCGCCGAGGCAAUCCUGGCUGACAGCGAAGACACAGUGAGGUCUAGUUCCGAUGGCAACCGUGGGGCCUUCAUUCACCUUCGCAAUCAGCAGGGCAAGAAAGACCCGGAUGAAGGCGGCUGCUGUGUCUUCAGCUAACAUUACUGCACGCCGAUUCUAAUCCAUGAUUCUGAUAAAAAAUCCAUCAAGAUAUAAACGUUUUUAAUCUAACCUGAUUUUGGUCAAUUUCUCCCAGAUGCUCAUUUUUAUUUUAUCCUAUCCUUUUCCGAAACAUGUACUCGAAGCACAUGUAGCAUUCUUGGCAGCAUGCGAAUUGCUAGGACAAUCCUGCGCUGGCCACAUCGUAUGGUAAAUAGAUGUUUUUUUUAAUGACAGUUCCGUCAAUUCCUUUGCGUCCAGCCUCUGCUUCCCUGUACAUAUUAGUAGUACGGUAUCUCUUAGUCUUUGUACUAUGCUAAUGAUUUCUCAUCUUCAUGCUGGUCAUGGUAUCAUUUUUCUUGCAGCCUAGGUUACUGCUGCAUAGUUGCCUCCAGGUUUGUGUCUUGCAGCUUGCAGAGCAUACAGACUUUCAUUUGACAAUAGCUUAUCCUGCCCUUGUUUAUUACGGUGUUGUCCGGAUGCUGCUUGGCGAUAGCACUCUUGUGAACACCUGCACAAUCAUCUUGAGUCACCUUUGACGGACUCGUCUUGUUCUAUCUCUUUUAGCCUAUGCCGCCUGGCUGUAGUACCAUGUAACAUUAAUGUUCAUGCGAUGUGCUAGUACCAAUACCUGUAGUUCUUUCUGUCUGCUUGAAGGAAUUCACGUACCGAUGGUCUACAUUUA